Messenger RNA from Cucumis melo (muskmelon), 2641 nucleotides. Its product is annotated as protein ESMERALDA 1-like. The record is from RefSeq and is a predicted model, not a curated record. The coding region runs from base 423 to 2114 and encodes 563 amino acids. NCBI's taxonomy places the organism in Eukaryota, Viridiplantae, Streptophyta, Magnoliopsida, Cucurbitales, Cucurbitaceae. The transcript has 10 exons.
CUUAAGAAAGUAGGUUAGGAAAAAAUGAAUGAUGAUAAUGAAGAUUGAAAAAAAAUGAGAAAAAGGAAUGAUUUUUAAAUGAGAAAAACAGCAGCAAGAAACAGAAAGCAAAAGGAGAUUUACUCGACAAGUAAUUCUGUUUGCAAAUUGGAACCAAAAACCAAAUUCUUCUCUCCCAAAAAGCCAAAAUACCUCUUCUUUCUGAGAAUACGAAGCUCUUUCAUUUCCCUCAUUGUCUCGUUUCACCUCCACAACCCAUAAUCCAUCUCUUCUUCCUUUUUCUCUAUUCAAUUUCAAAAGGGUCUCUUCAAUUUCAAGUUUUUGCUUCAGAAAUUCUUGAAUUUAUGCCCCAUUCCUAGAUAUACCACACUUCCUUUUUGAUCAAUGUGAUGUAGAUUAGUGGAAUUUGGGGGUGGAACCAAAUGCACCCAUAUAAUCGGCUGCCGAGCAGUGGCCACUCAACUCCGUCACCGCCCCCGUCGCCUCUACGCUCCCCUCGGCUGAGACACUCUCGGUCCAAGGGCGCCCGCUUCACUCAAGCUCAGCAACCUGGCCGGACCUUUCCCCAGCGACUUGCCUGGUUAAUCCUUUCCGUUUUACUUCGUCGCCAAGGGAUCUUCCUUUUUGCCCCUUUAAUCUACAUCUCCGGUAUGCUUCUUUAUAUGGGUACUGUCUCUUUUGAUGUCGUUCCAGUCAUCAAGCAUCGUCCUGCUCCUGGCUCUGUUUAUCGAAGUCCGCAACUCCUUGCCAAGCUUCGUCAUGAGAUGGAUUCUGACAACACUUCUACUGAUGCGAUAUCAACAAUAUGGAAACACUCAUAUAAAGGUGGUCAGUGGAAACCCUGUAUCAACAAUUCUUCAGGAGGCCUACCUGAGUCAAAUGGGUAUAUUUAUGUUGAGGCAAAUGGAGGUCUAAAUCAGCAGAGAACAUCAAUAUGCAAUGCGGUUGCUGUGGCUGGCUAUCUUAAUGCAACACUUGUAAUCCCGAAUUUUCAUUUCCACAGCAUUUGGAGAGAUCCUAGCAAGUUCAGCGAAAUAUAUGAUGAGGAGUAUUUUAUCAAGACCUUAGAGAAUGAUGUACGCAUUGUAAACAAGAUUCCGGAAUACAUUAUGGAACGAUUUGACCACAACAUGACUAAUGUCUACAACUUCAGAAUAAAGGCAUGGUCGUCCAUUCAAUAUUACAAGGAUACGGUGCUUCCAAGAUUACUUGAAGAACUGGUUAUAAGAAUUUCACCUUUUGCAAAUCGAUUGUCAUUUGACGCUCCUCCUGCUGUUCAACGUCUUCGAUGCUUAGCAAAUUAUAAAGCGUUGAGAUUCUCUAAUCCCAUAUUAUCCUUGGGAGAGAUUUUGGUUUCUAGAAUGAGAGAACGCAGUGCCAGUAAUGGUGGCAAGUAUAUUUCUGUACAUCUUCGCUUUGAGGAGGAUAUGGUUGCAUUCUCGUGUUGUAUUUUUGAUGGUGGACAUAAAGAGUUGGAAGACAUGAAAGCAGCCAGAGAAAAGGGAUGGAAAGGGAAAUUCACAAAACCGGGCAGAGUUAUACGUCCUGGUGCCAUAAGGGUUAACGGAAAAUGCCCGAUGACUCCUUUAGAGGUUGGUUUGAUGCUUAGGGGGAUGGGAUUUGACAACAGCACUUUCAUUUAUUUGGCAUCAGGAAAGAUAUAUGAUGCUGAGAGAAAUAUGGCUCCGCUUUUGGAGAUGUUUCCAAAUCUGCUUACAAAGGAAAUGCUGGCAUCACCUGAAGAACUUUCUCCAUUCAAGAAUUUUUCUUCCAGGAUGGCUGCUAUAGACUAUACUGUUUGUCUCCAUAGUGAGGUGUUCGUGACAACACAGGGUGGCAACUUCCCUCAUUUCCUGAUGGGUCAUAGAAGAUACUUGUACGGUGGACACUCCAAAACUAUCAGGCCAGACAAGCGGAAGUUAGCAUUACUUUUUGAUAACCCUACGAUUGGAUGGAAAAAUUUCAAGAGACACAUGUUGAACAUGCGAAGUCAUAGUGAUUCCAAGGGGUUUGAGCUGAAAAGGCCGAACGAUUCGAUAUACACCUUCCCUUGUCCAGAUUGCAUGUGCUUUACCAACAAAUCAAAUGAUACGAAAUCGUCAUUAGCCCCUUGAUUUUCAGAAUGGGAGACUUGAUGGCUGUAUACCCUUGAAAAUGUAAUCUUGCCAACACAGAUUGCUGCUAACCCUCCAUUUUCUUUUGUAAUUCUUUCAUUUUUUCCCUUUCGACACACUGAGAGGGCACACCUGAUCUGGGAUCUUCAAGGAUUUGUAGUAGGGGGUCACAUUGAUCUGGAUCUUUCUGGGAAAGGAAAAAAAAAAAAAACAAAAAAACAAAAAAAUAGGAUUGUGUAAGAAGUUGCAUCUUUUUGGUAUUUGGAUGCACCUAAGAUUUGGGAUGACCACAGUUUUAUAUUGGUUGAGAGCAUUUAGGCAUAUUGCUUUUGUUUUACUACAUUUUGAAACUGCAGCUGCUGUAUCUACCAAGCUGUAGGGAAAACACUUUUGUUCAAUUUGUUUUUCAAAUUUUUUGUGAUAGGUUUUUAGAUAGAGUGCAGAUGAAUACCGUAGAAGUGUGAGUGUAGUUUUGUUAGAUAUCAAUCAUAUUCUUUUCUUUUUACUAUUAUUUCCAUUUAGUAUCA